Molecule: messenger RNA, 2955 nt
Organism: Sporothrix brasiliensis 5110
Lineage: Eukaryota; Fungi; Ascomycota; Sordariomycetes; Ophiostomatales; Ophiostomataceae
Exons: 2
Coding region: 1-2955 (984 amino acids)
Biological process (GO): mRNA processing
Cellular component (GO): spliceosomal complex
Molecular function (GO): mRNA binding
Source: RefSeq, a predicted model, not a curated record
AUGGCAUACAAUCCCUACGGUGGCCCCUACGGCCAGCCGCCGCCCAACUACAACCCGUACCCCGGCGCCAACCAAGGGCCCGGCAUGGGCUACCCGCCUCCAGGCAUGUCUCCUGCUGCUGCUGCCAAUGCCCCUCCGGGUAUGGCUCCUCCGCCUGGUGUGCACCACCAGCCGCCAAGUGCGCCACAAGCUAAUCGACCACCAAGCGGACCCCAUGGAUAUGGAGGCGUAGGGGCAGGCCCGGGAGCAGGCGGCGGACGUGGCCCGCCCGGUGGUUACGGCGGCCCGCCUGGCCACUACGCACCAUCCUUCCAGCCCCCGCCCAGCCUCCCCGGCAACAUCAACUUCAACGCGCCCGUCAUUCGCCUCGGCGGCGCCAACGGACCACCCCCCGGCCCCGGCGCCUCGUCGCUCCCAGCGCGACCCAACAUCCCGCCCGGUCCGAGCGGCUACAACAACGGCAUGCCCACGGGCCCUGGUGGUGGUGGUGGACGGCGAGUCGGCGAGCCGGAUACACCUCUCUCGGCACACAGUCACAGCGGAAGCGGUACACCGUUACGGCCCGAUUUUCGCCAAGAUCGCUUUGGCGGCGGCGGCGGCGACCGAUUUGAGCGAGGCGACCGUGGAGACCGGGGAGACCGAUUCGACCGGUAUGGUGGGGACCGCAACGACCGAUAUGGCGGCGACCGAGACCGUGACCGUGACCGCGACCGCGACAACAGAGGCGAGCGCGGCGAUCGCGACCGCAAUGGCGGCCUCGAGCAAGCGCGUGCGGCGAUCCGCGAUACGAUGCAUUCACAGGCACCACCUACAAACGACGAGAAGCUACGGACCAUCUUUGUACACAAGGUGCCCGCGGCUGGUGUAGGCGGCGAGGCGGGUCUGCAACAGCUGCUGGGCCUUGCGGGUCGGCUACGGCGGUUUGAUGCAGGCACAUCGCAUCUGACGGACAGCAAGGACUCGCUGUUUGCGUUUGCCCAGUACGAAGAUGCCAAUGCGCUGGCAUCGGCACUUGCUCUCUUGAAGGACGUAUAUGUGCCAGUGGAGAGGCAAGUGAACAAGGAGCAGGAUGGCAACGAAAACAAAGACGAGGAGACGAAGGACAGCGGAGAUCAGGAGAAGGAGGACAAAAAGGGCCACAAGGACGAAACAGACGAUACAGAAGAGAAGGAGGAGAAGAACGAAGGUGACGACGGCCCUGAUGACACAGACGACCCAUUCAGGGGCAUCAAGAAGGUGCGGCUGCAAGUCGCCGUCGACCCGGUCAGCCUCAAAUACAUCGAGUCGUUCCAGGAGAAGCAGAGCGACGAGGCCAAGGCCGAGGCGAAAUCGAAACAGGACGCACUGCGGCCCGCGUUCGAAAAAGCAGUGCACAGCCUCUUCUUCCCGCCCAAGAUCGACCCAGCCACUGCUGCCGCCGCCGCCGCUGCUGCCACCGCCGGCGGUGCCAACGGCAAUGGCGAUGUCAUGAUGACAGACAUCAACGGCAUCCCGCUGCUGACCGGUAGCGGCCUAGAUGGCCUUGAGGGCCUCAACAUCCCGCUCGGCGCGGCUGCCGCUGCCGCUGCCGCCGCUGCAGACGCCACGCAAGAAGACGAACUGGCAGACGUGCCUGCCGAGAUGCGCGAGAUGGUGGCGGCCGAAAUCGCGUCGUUCCGCGAGCAAAGCACGAGGCGCGACCUGGAGCGGCUCAAGCGGGAGCAGGAGAUGGAGGAGCUGGAGCGGCGGCGGAACGGCGAGGACGCGGCCGUCCCGUCGCGACAAGGUCGGCUGGAGUCCCCGGGUCCGACGAACAGCGUGCCACUGGGUCCCCGCAGUGGUGGCGGCGGCGGCGGCGGUGUCCAUCCGUCUCGUGCAGGGUUCGUCAACGGCGGCCGUGAGAAUGGCGACGACCGCCGCGACCGACGGGACCGUCGCGAUCGCGAUCGCGAUCGUGACUCCGACCCCGACACGGAGGCCAGCGACGACGAGCUCUACCGCCGCGAGCAGCGCAAGAUCCAGGCCGAGGACGAGCGGCUGUACAGCGAAGCCGAGCGCAAGUGGGCCACGCGCGAACGGCAGCGGGCGGCCGCGCUCGAGCGCGAGCGCGAGCGCGAGCGCACCGAAAAGGACAACGAGGCGCGAUUCCGCGCGGACGCCCUGGCGCGCGACGCCGCGUGGGACGACGAGCGCGAGGCCAGCCGCAAGACGGUGCUCUACUACCGCGACCACGCGGCGUGGCUGCGCAAGCGGGCAAACGACCGGGCCACCGAGGAGGCGCGCGACGCGGCGGACCGGCGGGCCGAGCAGGACGAAGCACGCAAGCAGGCGGCGGCGAUGGAGGCGGUGCGCUCGCAGGCGGACUCGUUCCUCGACGGCAUGGGCAUCCACGGCGAAGGCCAUGGCGAAGGUGCGGACGCAGCAAAGCACGAGGCACAGGCGGCGGAGCAGCAAAAGGUCACCAUUUCGUUUGGCGCGGCCGCCCAGCGCAACCAGGCGCAGCGCGGCGCCGCCACGCGGCGCACGGUGGCAGAGGUCGAGGGCCUGCUGGACGACGGCGAGCACGAAGGCGCCACCAAGCGGCAGCUCGUGCCCAUCAAGUUCGAGCCCAUGGCGGCGUCAGCGCGCAUGUCGGACGAGGAGAUCAACGAGGCCGUGCGGCAGCUCGUGCAGGAGAUCCCGACCACGCAGGAGGGCCUGUGGGCGUGGCCGGUCGAGUGGGCGUGCAUGGACGACGCCGUGGUGCGCGACAAGCUGCGGCCGUUUGUCGAGAAGAAGGUCGUCGAGUAUCUGGGCGUGCAGGAGCAGUUUUUGGUGGAGGUCGUCGAAGAGCACCUGCGCAAGCACGGCACGCCGCAGGCGCUGGUGGAAGAGCUGCAGGAGGCGCUGGACGAGGCGGCCGAGGACCUGGUCAAGAAGCUGUGGCGGAUGGUCAUUUUCUUCACAGAAAGCGAGAAGAGGGGAUUGCCGGCGUGA